This is a messenger RNA of Fusarium pseudograminearum CS3096, 2022 nucleotides long. RefSeq lists its product as uncharacterized. The coding region runs from base 1 to 2022 and encodes 673 amino acids. The transcript has a single exon. The record is from RefSeq and is a predicted model, not a curated record. Lineage: Eukaryota; Fungi; Ascomycota; Sordariomycetes; Hypocreales; Nectriaceae.
AUGCGUCGCUUCUUACAGGCUGCUCUACGAUCCCACCUAAACAAAUUGCGAUAUUACCCUAGAAACUUGACAGGCCAAAGGUGCUCCUCACGUCUUUACAAACCUCUCAACCCAGAGACAUCUCAAAUUCGACUACUCAGGGUCCCUCAAGACCCAUCUUCUGGAUUCGAACUCGUUACAGCAUCACUAGAUAACAAACCAAGAUAUGCAGCACUGUCAUACCUCUGGGGCAAUCCUGAGCACUAUGGCCAAAUCACAAUCGAGGGUAACACUGUCAAGAUCCCAGAUAACUUGGCCUCAGCAUUCCUUUGUAUUUUGAGCGAUGAGCCUUUUCGCUCGCAAUCUGAUUGCCAAUACCUCUGGGCGGAUGCGAUAUGCAUCAAUCAGAAUGAUCACGAGGAAAGAUCUCAGCAAGUUCAGCUCAUGCGUCGUAUCUUUCAACUUGCCCACUUUACUCUCGCAUGGGCUGGACCGAAGGACUACUCCCUUGCUUUCGAUACUAUUAAAACGAUAGGAAAGAUAAUAGAUAAAAACGCCACCAAGAAGGGCAUUGUGUCCACGACGCCCUUCGACGUUGAGUGGUUACGGGGUUAUCCCGAGCUUUGUCUCGACAGAGGAUCUAACCUCCCCAACAACCAUCUCGUCGAUCCCUGGUCUGCCGUGGCCGACUUUCUACAACAUCAGUAUUGGAAGAGGGCAUGGGUAUUCCAAGAAGUCGUCCUUGCCGACCAAUUAGUCUUCAUCAGUCCAGGGAAAUCCAGCCUGGAAUGGUCCACCCUCCGUGGUAUUCCACACGGCAUCGAUUCUAUCAUGAGGAACGACACGAAGCGGCCGGACUUUCUGUCAGAUACAGCGUGGGACCUCUUGAGCAGUCGACUUUCCUGGGGCAAGCUGUCCUGGUUAUUGCUUGCCCAGGCACGUACCAAGAUACCUGACCCAGAUGGGUUCAAAGGUUGGGUAAUCUCUACUUUUGCAGUCAAUUUGGAAGCCACCGAUCAUCGGGAUCAUAUUUAUGGUCUUCUUGGAGUGUCUGGUAUCCCGAUGAGCCCAAACUACAGCCCUGAGAACAGGGCUUCGCACGUGUACACCAAGUAUAUCGCUGGAUGGUUGAAAGCUGCACGCACCCAAAAGACGAUGCACGUACGCACUCCUCUCGCCUUCCUGUCCCUAGCAGGAGUAGGAAAGUUUGGUGAAUCCGACCUACCAAGUUGGGUACCAAAUUAUCCAGAGAAAAAGGACGUGGCUGUCCCAUGGUGCUAUGAAGCUAGCGACAUGAAAAUAUUGGCUCAUGGUGCGCCGUCUUCACUGCCAGCGGACCUUGACACUUACCCGUUUGUCGUCGAGGAGACUCAAAGUCUAUUUACUUGGGGUGUUGAUAUGGGAUCUGUUACUUUGACAACAGAGUACCCGAGAGGCGAAGAUUAUGCAAUUCUUGCGUCGUUUAUGUCAUUAGCAAGCUCUUUCACGGCGCGCAAUUCACGUUACGUAUCCGGUAUUCCAGCAGCGCAGGCCAUUAUUCGAUUAAUACGUGUCAACUCACUUCAACACACUACUCGGGACUUGAUAGAUACCGCUAUGAAUCUGGCCAUGCUAAUGGCUUACUUCAACCAAGAACCAUCCGACACUGUCCAGAAGACCUGGGGCAGUGACUGGGAUAAAGACAUUCUCAAGCUGGCCUUUCCAACAAUAGAUGUGACCCAAUUGGGAAUCAAUCCAGACAUCCUCUCGGAACUCAGCUCCUGGGAUAGACAGCGGCGUAUAGACGCCACUUUCGCUAUUGUCCCCUUGCUUCACCAUUACCAAUUUUUCGAGACAAGCGAGGGAUACUUGGGUGCAGUUGACCAUCAAGUUGUGAAAGGCGAUCGCCUCUGUGUCCUCGCAGGCUACGACAAGCCAGUCAUCUUGAGGCCUAAUGUAGACGGAUCUUACGCUUUCAUAGGGUCGACAUUGGUGAUAGACAUGGACGAUGACCAUGUUCUACAAACCCACAAGGCUCAAGGUAAAUGGCUAGAACUGCAAUGA